Gossypium raimondii (Peruvian cotton) is the source of this 1523-nucleotide messenger RNA. Its product is annotated as protein CUP-SHAPED COTYLEDON 3. The record is from RefSeq and is a predicted model, not a curated record. Bases 138 to 1238 code for a protein of 366 amino acids. The transcript has 3 exons. Gene Ontology annotation, molecular function: DNA binding. Gene Ontology annotation, biological process: regulation of DNA-templated transcription. Lineage: Eukaryota; Viridiplantae; Streptophyta; Magnoliopsida; Malvales; Malvaceae.
ACCCCCCCCCCCAAUUCUCUCUAUUACAUUUACAUAUUCCAAUCGCUCUGUUUUCUUUUUUGGUAGCUCUUCUCUAGCCUUUCAAGGCCUCGGUUCAACCCUCCCCAAAUACCUUUUUAUCUUGUUCAAAUAUUUGCAUGUUCCUCCAUUCAUUCCAGUCACAACAACUAGCCUUUACUCUCAACAAGAUGUUAGCAGUGGAGGAAGUUUUAAGUGAACUUGGCGGGGAAGAAGUGAACGAGCAAGGGUUGCCGCCGGGGUUUAGGUUUCACCCCACUGAUGAAGAACUCAUAACAUUUUAUUUGGCUUCAAAGGUAUUCAAUGGAAGCUUCUGUGGAGUGGACAUUGCUGAGGUUGACCUUAACCGAUGUGAACCUUGGGAGCUUCCAGAUGUGGCGAAAAUGGGGGCAAGGGAGUGGUACUUCUUCAGCCUGAGGGACAGGAAAUACCCGACGGGAGUGAGAACAAAUAGAGCUACCGGAGCUGGGUACUGGAAAGCCACCGGAAAAGAUAGGGAAGUGUACAGUGCCUCCACUGGAGCUUUACUUGGCAUGAAAAAAACCCUUGUUUUCUACAAUGGCAGAGCACCCCGUGGAGUGAAGACCAUGUGGGUCAUGCAUGAGUACCGUUUAGACGGUGACUUCUCCUGCCGCCACACGUGCAAGGAAGAAUGGGUGAUUUGCAGAAUAAUGCACAAAACAGGUGAGAAGAAAAAUGGGGUAGCUGCUGCGCAAGGGCUAGGCUAUAUCUUGGAACUUUCUUCAUUAUCUUCAACAACAAAAACAACAAAUUGCCUCCGUCCACUGCUUGAAACCCCAACUCCUUUGUUAGAAUCUCAAACCCAAAUUUCAAUGCAGGCUGCCCAUAACUCUUUUCUGGAAAAUGACCUGAAAAGCUUAAUAAACCCGGUUGUGUAUCCAGCUAAUGGGUUCCAACCCUCCUUUACAGCCACUCCCACCACCUUUAGUAGCACACCCGACAAGAACGCCAGCAGCAACUCAUCAGCAGCCGCAUCGAUGCUCUUCAAGUCCCUCCUCUCACAUCAAGAAUGCGUUUUGAGGGAACAAGCAGCUGCUACUAUUCCCAAACAGUGCAAGACAGAAGCUAACUUUUCCAAUUUCCAACUGCCUGAUUCCACCUUGAGUUGGACGGAGAAGAUGCAUCCCAACCCUUGUCAAGAUCCCAUGUUUUUCGACAUGGAUUAUAAUAAUAGUGUGUUGGGGUUCGCUGAACUCUGAAGGUCAGGUGUUGCGACUGAGGCCUGGGGUCACUUCAAUUGCUUUCUAGAUUAAGAUUGUUAGUUAAGAUAUCAUAUUGUUAGCGUUAGGACCCUAUCCCUAUGUCCAUGACUUUCUUUUUAUCUUAAGUGUUUGUGCUGGCUUGUUGGUGUAAAAUGUAAAUGAGUAUCCUACAAAAACUCUGAACCCAAUCCAUGCACGUAACUUUGUAGGAUUGGAGAAAUUCCUGCACCUAAUUCAAGUGAUUGUGUAUUAUUAUUAUAAUAUUUAUGGGCCUUAUGUAUA